AUGGAGAUCACAGGCCGAAACAGUCUCUCAGGUCCUGAUCAGAAGUUAGGGUUCGAUAAAUCAAAAGUUACCUGCUUCAAGUGUAAAGAACGUGGACAUUUCAAGAGAGAAUGCCCGAACCGUGAAAGGCCGCAAAUUGAGAACAAACCGGAGAAGGCACUUAUCGUGAAUCAAGAUGAUGAAAGAGUAGCUGAAGGUUUUACUUGGGAUAAAUACAUCCCCGGAAGCGAUGGGCAGGCCAUGAUGGCAGAAAUAGUUGAAGUACCGGAGAUGGUGACUGAGCCAGAAAUGAUUGUUGAAGAGGUUCCAGUAGUUGUUGAAGAGGUUCCUGUUGAGAAUGUGGUUGACAUUGAAGAAAUCGCUGCAGAAGUUUACUAUUACCAGUCAGAACAGGAGGUAUUGGAAAGUUCUAUGAAAUCAAUAAUGCCUCCUAAAGUGUUUGAAUCUUUUGCAGGUUAUUUCGAAGAACCGACGACUGGAACGUGUCCAAGAUACGAAGAAAAGAAAGAAGUUGUCGAGGAAAUGAUAGACGUGACAAAAGAAUUGACUGGAGAGACAUUGAAAGAUAUCGCUGACAAAGCUCUCAUGGGAAAGCUAAAAGAGGUGUUAGAUGAAGAGAGUGAUAACUCUGAGAAGUCUCAAUCUGAGAAAGCUGUUACAGAAUCUGAAGAUGAGGACAAACUUUACUUCGAUUUCAAGUAUCCUCUUCAGAAUGUGAAGAUUGAGAAUGUUGAGAAAGUAUCGGUUUUGAGAAGGGUGAUGGCUAAGCAGGUGGUUAAGCCAAAAGAGAAAAUGAAUGAUAUAUUUGUCGCUGGACCGAGUGUAGAUGAUGAAAAGAACUACAUUUUUAGUCAAAAGGUCGUGGACGAUUUCAAUGCAGCGAAAAAGUUGAAAGAGGAGAUAUUAAAGUCAACUUUUGUCGAAUAUGACAAAAGAGGGUUGCCCAGGUCUAUCCUUUCGAAGUGGAUCAUGGACACUGGUGUAUCGAGACAUAUGAUAGGGAUGCUAGCUCUUCUUUAUGACGUCAAAUCAAUAAAUGGAAGUUAUGUGGGAUUCGCCGGAAAUCAAGGCGACAAAAUUGUUGGACAUGGAACAUUGACGAAUGGUGUCAUCUCAUUCGACAAAGUGAACUAUAUUGUAGAGUUGGAAAACAAUUUACUUAGCAUUUCGUAA
Messenger RNA from Helianthus annuus (common sunflower), 1173 nucleotides. RefSeq lists its product as uncharacterized. The record is from RefSeq and is a predicted model, not a curated record. NCBI's taxonomy places the organism in Eukaryota, Viridiplantae, Streptophyta, Magnoliopsida, Asterales, Asteraceae. The transcript has 6 exons. Gene Ontology annotation, molecular function: nucleic acid binding; zinc ion binding. Bases 1 to 1173 code for a protein of 390 amino acids.